ACCUUUAACUACUUUUCAUGAGUAAAAUAGUAAAAAAAAAGUAAAAGCAGAUUUGGAUGCUGAGGUUAAGGUUAGGGUCGGUUUAGAUGGAGCACAGCUGCCUCUACAUGCAAAAGAGCAGGAAAAUACCCCACAAAGACAGGAAUACAGAGUUCAUUGUGUAUGUGAUUGAGACAGACACACAGAGAGAGCAGCGUCAGCUAUUGUUCCUGAGAGUCUCUCUCAUCCGGUGCUGCGUGCAGCUCUGUCUGAAUGUCUGUGUGGCAGUCGGUGGAGUUACACUGAGGCACAGUCAGACAUAUGAAGUCCCCCUCCAGCACGGCCAGCAUGGGCACUCAGAGAAAAGACAGUUUCCUCUGGGGAAAAGCCCCGGAAGGUUUCAGUCAGACGGAAAAGAAGCCAACUGAAGGUAUCAGGGUCCACAAGAAUGACAUUCUAGAUGAUAUCCAGAAACUCAGAUUGGACAUUGAAAAUGUGCUGACUGAAAUCCACACCAUGGAGUCCAACCAGGAGAAUAAGAACGUUGUGAGGGCGAAGAGGUUCCUGUGCGGGAAGAAGAAAUUUAACAUGGACCCAGUGAAGGGCAUCCAGUACCUGCAGAAUAAUGACCUGCUGGACAAUACUCCAGAAGCAGUGGCGGAGUUUCUGUACAAGGAAGAAGGCCUUGGCAAAACAGCUAUUGGCAACUUCCUUGGGGAAAGGGAGGAAUUCCACCUUCAGAUACUGAAAGCGUUUGUAGAUCUCCAUGAGUUUUCAGACCUGAACUUGGUUCAGGCUUUACGGCAGUUCCUGUGGAGUUUCCGGCUUCCUGGAGAGGCUCAAAAAAUCGACCGCAUGAUGGAAGCUUUUGCUCAGCGAUACUGCACCUGCAACGCGGGGGUCUUUCAGUCCACAGACACUUGUUACAUUCUGUCCUUUGCCAUCAUCAUGCUGAACACCAGCUUGCACAAUCCGAAUGUAAAGGACAAGCCAACGCUGGAGCGCUUCAUCAGCAUGAACCGAAGCAUCAACAACGGCGGGGACCUUCCGAGUGACCUCCUCAUGAAACUGUACGAGAGCAUUAAGAACGAGCCGUUUAAAAUUCCAGAGGAUGAUGGGAAUGAUCUCACUCACACCUUCUUCAAUCCUGACCGUGAGGGCUGGCUGCUGAAAGAGGGGGGCAGAGUGAAAACGUGGAAGAGGAGGUGGUUUAUAUUAACAGACAGCUGCCUGUACUACUUUCAGUACACCACAGACAAGGAGCCUAUAGGGAUCAUCCCCCUGGAGAACCUGUGUGUGAGGGAAGUGGACGACCCACAUAAACAGUUCUGCCUGGAGCUCUUUAAUCCUAAAGGGCAGAAGAUAAAGGCGUGUAAGACUGAUCCGGAUGGCAGGGUGGUGGUGGGGAAACAUCAGUCAUACAAGAUCAGUGCCGCUUCUGCUGAGGAGCGCAGCGACUGGGUCGAAGCCAUCAGAGCGUGCAUCACCAAAGACCCCUUCUACGACAUGGUGUCUGCACGGAAGAGGAAAGUCAUCAGCAACAGCAACGCAGUGCCUCACCAAUGAGCUUCAAUAAGUGCUUAUGUGUACAAGUUGUAACCAGUAAUGGGUACCUGGUGCAGGUUCAGGUUAUAUAAAUCAGUUUGUUUACCCUAAUUUCCAAUCCUUCAGUAGUUGGGUGACCAGACAUUCCACAGCCCAGUACAGGACAGAGAAGUCCCGUAUCAAUAUAAAUAUGAAUAUAACUGUGGCAGCUUAUUGACCACCGUUAUAAAUUUGACAGCUUAAGUCUGGAUCAGAGAACUUUAGAGCAUAAACCUUUUAGACAAGCAGCUACAGAAAACUCUAACACAAUGCCUGCUUUCCAGGGCAUUUGAUUGGCUAUUCUCUCGUUUUGCGUGGCGUAACCCUGUAUAGUUGCUGCCAUUUUAAGGACCGAAUCAGGGAGUGACUGCGCUGCACAAUGCCUUCAAUUUGCAGUGCUUUGUGAAUGAUUCACCUGGAAGACAGAAGCCGAGAGACGAGAGACACACAGACCUUUAAUUCAGUGUUUUCACUCCAGGCUUGGAGCCGCUGCACUGUACAGUUUAGUGUCUCUCUCUGCUGUUCACACCUCGUUCAGCUCAAGAAGGGGUUAAAUAGCUGAUUAUAUCAGGUAUUUUAACCAGGAAACCACAGUUAUGCAGUGCAGGGGUUUCAGGACUGGAGCUGAACUCUGAACUAACUGCACUAGCAAACUUACAGAAUCACGUCUGUCGAAACACGACGUCGUUUUCUGACCCACGACAUUCAGUCUGAUAUUUAAUGCUUAUGAUUCUCCAUUCAAACGUCAUUUAAAUCUCCAGAAACAGAGAGUAAAGUUAUACCGGCUGUCUGCAGCUCCGUUAGGGGGGGCGACUCUUCAUCUCUCGGCUGUUAACAUCAGCUAAAGUUCUCUAAAGGCCAGCAUUGAUCUCAUCUGUGUUAGUUAGCUGAUGUCGUUCCUCCUAUGAUGAGUUGUUCUUCUCUUUAUGCAACACCAUGAGAUCCUUUACCCACCCUGACGUGAAGAGCCGGUGGGCUUCUGAUCUUGAUCUGACUGUUGAGUUGACCUUUACUUCACAUGUGCACAUGUGAAACAGUCAAGACACUUAAAAUGAAGCAGAAAGACAGGAUGCCUGGUCACCCCAUAAAUCAGAGUCCAGUACAGUUCCAUCAACACCACCAAAUACUACCAUGCAAAUGACAUGAUGCUAAUUUGUGGUUCCAAACUUCCAUGAUUUCACGGUUAGCCACAUUAGCAUGCCUGUAUUAGCACUAGCUACACAAUUAAAAUGUCAAACAAGGUUAGCUUAACUUUCUUUUAGGGGAUCAAGUUGUGGUCUAGCACAGUGGCUGCGCUUCUCACCCGCUUUUUCACUUCCCAUACGCUACUAAGGCUACGGGUGGCCUUUCUGGGGCUUUGCAAGGUUUGCUUUGUGUAGUCAUCUGCGGAGGUGUGAGAAACGAUUUUCAUAUUUAAUUGUAGUGUUCCAAGAAAUGGUGCCCUAAAGCAGAGCACUGAAUUUCACUUCCACUGCGGUUGCUGUAUAUAAGCAUCAACUAAGCAGUUCACUUGCAAUAGCGAGGCUAAAGAGGAAGCUGCUGUUUGUUAAAGCAAGCAUACAGCAGCUGAGUGCUAGAGGAGAGGUUCCUUGGGCCUUUUUCUGGACUCUCAUCAAUCUUAAUCCAAAACUAGAACAUGAAAUGCUUUUAGAAUGCCUUCACUUUACCAUAUAAUGUGACUCGAUGUUAGAAUCCUUUCCUGAUGUGUUGUUUUUUUCAUCUUAGUAUGAGCAUUUUGUAUCAUAUGUAAGUGUAGUUUUCUUUUAUCUUAGUAUAUCAAUCAUUUUUCCAAGUGAUUUUAUAAUGUACAAAUAUACUAGCAAUGUAAUUUAGUCUUCUUCAGUGCCAAUAAGCUUUAAAGAUUUAGUAAAACAUUCUGUAUAUUGUAAAUGAUUUAUUUAUUAAAUGUUAAAUCUUAAACUUUGAGUGUUUCUUUGGUGCUGUGUACAGAAAAAAAUAUAAACUAAUACAUUAGAGACACUUAUGAACCAUCAUGAAAGCGCUGACAACAGUGUGUCUGAUGUAAAACUCAUCUCUUUAUUCAAUUUGAAGAAACUGAGCUAAGCUACAUCUGUUACUUUGUCAAUACUGGCUUUAAAGUAGGCCUUUGCCUGCAGUGCCACAUAUGACCAGCAGAGGGCAAUAUAUCUCCAUCGAUGCGGAGCUCCAGUGCUGAUGGUGAACAGGCCACAACAUUAAAAUCACUUCCUUGUUUCUACACUCACUGUCCACUUCACCAGCUCCACUGACCAUAUAGGAGCACUUUGUAGUUCUACAGUCACAGA
Molecule: messenger RNA, 3848 nt
Organism: Colossoma macropomum (tambaqui)
Lineage: Eukaryota; Metazoa; Chordata; Actinopteri; Characiformes; Serrasalmidae
Gene: cyth4a
Product: cytohesin 4a
Exons: 14
Coding region: 301-1545 (414 amino acids)
Biological process (GO): regulation of ARF protein signal transduction
Molecular function (GO): guanyl-nucleotide exchange factor activity
Source: RefSeq, a predicted model, not a curated record